Pipra filicauda (Wire-tailed manakin) is the source of this 1801-nucleotide messenger RNA. RefSeq names its product heat shock protein family A (Hsp70) member 14 (gene HSPA14). Gene Ontology annotation, molecular function: ATP-dependent protein folding chaperone; ATP binding; heat shock protein binding. NCBI's taxonomy places the organism in Eukaryota, Metazoa, Chordata, Aves, Passeriformes, Pipridae. The record is from RefSeq and is a predicted model, not a curated record. Gene Ontology annotation, cellular component: cytoplasm; ribosome. Bases 18 to 1535 code for a protein of 505 amino acids. The transcript has 14 exons. Gene Ontology annotation, biological process: cellular response to unfolded protein; protein refolding.
CGGGGCGGGUGGGGCCGAUGGCGGCCAUCGGUGUUCAUCUGGGAGCCACCUGUGCCUGCGCCGCCGUCUACAAGGAUGGCCGCGCAGACGUGGUCGCCAACGACGCCGGGGACCGAGUCACCCCCGCGGUUGUGGCGUUCUCGGAGAGCGAAGAGGUGGUUGGCUUAGCCGCAAAGCAGAGCAGGAUCAGAAAUAUUUCGAACACUGUAGUGAAAGUAAAGCAGAUCCUCGGGCGAAGCGCUGGUGACCCUCAGGCAGAGAAAUAUAUUGCAGAAAGCAAGUGCUCUAUAAUUGAGAAGAAUGGAAAACUUCAAUAUGAAAUAGAUAAUAAACUUAUUAACCCAGAAGAUGUGGCAAAACUGAUUUUCAGUAAAAUGAAAGAGACUGCUCAGUCUGCAUUGGGUUCAGAUGUAAACGAUGUUGUUGUCACUGUGCCAUUUGAUUUUGGAGAGAAUCAGAAAAAUGCCCUUGGGGAAGCAGCUGCAGCUGCUGGGUUUAAUGUUAUGAGAUUAAUCCAUGAACCAUCUGCAGCUCUCCUUGCUUAUGGAAUUGGCCAGGACUCACCCACUGGGAAAAGCAAUGUGUUGGUUUAUAAACUUGGUGGGACAUCACUUUCUAUCACAGUCAUAGAAGUAAACAGUGGGAUAUAUCGUGUGCUUGCUACAAACACGGAUGACAGCAUUGGUGGAGUUUGCUUCACAGAAGCUCUGGCACAACACUUAGCUUCUGAAUUUCAGAGGUCUUGUAAACAUGAUAUUAGAGGAAACCCCAGAGCCAUGAUGAAGUUAAUGAACAGUGCUGAUAUUGCAAAACACUCUUUAUCGACCCUGGGAAGUGCAAACUGUUUUGUAGAUUCGUUGUAUGAUGGAUUGGAUUUUGAUUGUAACGUGUCCAGGGCCAGGUUUGAACUUAUCUGUUCUUCACUUUUUAGUAAAUGUGUAGAAGCCAUUAAAAACCUCUUGCAGCAAGUUGGAUUUACAGCAGAUGAUAUUAAUAAGGUAGUUCUGUGCGGUGGGUCUGCUCGAAUCCCAAAGCUACAGCAGCUGAUCAAAGACAUUUUCCCAACUGUGGAGUUACUGAAUUCAAUUCCUCCAGAUGAAGUUAUUCCCAUCGGUGCAGCCAUAGAGGCAGGAAUUCUGCUAGGAAAAGAGAAUACCUUGUUAGAAGAAGAAGCACUUAUUGAGUGUUCUGCCAAAGAUAUUCUUCUAAAGGGAGUAGACGAGUCAGGGGCUGACAAAUUCACAGUGCUGUUUCCAUCAGGGACACCACUGCCAGCUCGAAGGCAGCACACCCUGCACGCCCCUGGAAACAUUUCUUCUGUGUGCCUUGAACUGUACGAGUCGCUGGGGAAAGGUCCCAUGAACGAAGAAGAUAAAUUUGCCCAGAUUGUACUCCAGGAUUUAGAUAAAAAGGAGGAUGGCCUACAUGAUAUACUAACUGUUCUCACUAUGAAAAGGGAUGGGUCCUUGCACGUUACCUGCACGGAUCAAGAUACCGGGAAGUGUGAAAUCAUCACUGUUGAAGUGGCGUCGUAGCCUGUUGUGAAAGGCAACAUUUUUCUAAGUUGGUUUUUGUCUCUUACUUCCUUCUCUGCCAAAGCAAUGACUCUCUGGGAUGUCUUUGAUUCUUAGAGGACUGUAAUAAACUCAGCACAUUAAUUUGCCACCAAGUCUGUUUGGAGUGGAAAGCAUGGUGCAGUAUGUUAAUCAAGACAUGCAGACAGCAGAUCAUUGAAUUAUCAGCACUUGAUUUAAAAAAUGCGAAGCACAAAUGCUUGUGCCUGUGGUUCAGCAACAAGCAU